UCAGUCUUGCACAGGUGUUCCGGCUCCUCCCCUUCAGUCUUGCACAGGUGUAGCGGCUCCUCCCCUUCAGUCUUGCACAGGUGUACCUGCUCCUCCCCUUCAGUCUUGCACCGGUGUACCGGAUCCUCCCCUUCAGUCUUGCACAGGUGUACCGGCUCCUCCUCUUCAGUCUUGCGCAGGUGUACCGGCUCCUCCCCUUCAGUCUUGCGCAGAUGUACCGGCUCCUCCCCUUCAGUCUUGCACAGUUGUACCGGCUCCUCCCCUUCAGUCUUGCACAGGUGUACCGGCUCCUCCCCUUCAGUCUUGCACAGGUGUACCGGCUCCUCCCCUUCAGUCUUGCACAGGUGUACCGGCUCCUCCCCUUCAGUCUUGCACAGGUGUACCUGCUCCUCCCCUUCAGUCUUGCACAGGUGU
Messenger RNA from Staurois parvus, 414 nucleotides. The record is from the annotation of a GenBank genome assembly. NCBI's taxonomy places the organism in Eukaryota, Metazoa, Chordata, Amphibia, Anura, Ranidae.